Messenger RNA from Aegilops tauschii subsp. strangulata, 495 nucleotides. NCBI's taxonomy places the organism in Eukaryota, Viridiplantae, Streptophyta, Magnoliopsida, Poales, Poaceae. The record is from RefSeq and is a predicted model, not a curated record.
AUGGCAGCAUCCAAACCCCAUCUCGCCUUGCUCCUCGCCGUAGUUCUGAUCGCCGCCACGCCGCAGCCUUCGGCGGCCGUCAGGGCCAAGCCCCCUGCCCCCUCCACCAGCAACGAUCCAGUAGCAAAACCAUCGGCAUGGUGCAUUCCCUGCUUUUCGUUUCUACCGCAGUUAUUCUGUAUACCACCGAUGUUCUGUCCACCAACGCCAAGUGCGCCGCCGCCGCCGCCACCACCAUCGAAGCCGCAGCCGAAAGAGUGUCUACCAUCUUUGAAGGGACUCAUGCCAUGCAAGGAUUACCUCACGAACAGAACCGCGCCGGCGCCUCCAAAGCAAGGCAAGUGCUGCGACGGCCUGAGGUCGCUCUUCCAGAACGCCCCCAUCUGCCUUUGCCGCAUAUCGGAGAACCGCGACCUCGACAAGCUCAUGUCAGCACCCCUGGAGACAAUCUGUAACGCGGGUCUGACUGAUUAUGAAUCUUGCGAAGAGUCAUGA